UUGUGGGCCCCGAAAUGGGUUGCUAACUGUCUUUUUUCUCCCAGAGUGCAUAUAUGAAACGUAAGAAGCCCACCAGCUUUUUCCAGUACGGAUGUAGAUUGUUUCAGGCAGGGUAUACCGAAGAAGCCUUCAGAAUGCAUUUCACAUCUAAUCGAAUUAGCCCUGUCGUAUGCUGGCUCGUUUCUUCCGCUGUUAAUCAUUAAAACGUGAACGCUUGCGACGAACGUUGCGCGACAUUUGCCCGCCGUCCGGAAAUCGCGCGCCGAAUUUCUUUAGAAUGUCGCGCGUUGCCGCUUAAUCAAAGCCACUCGAAAGUCAUGGAAGUACUGAUAGAUUGUUACUUCGAUAGACUGUUCUCGGAAAUGGAACGCAGUUGCCUAGCGUCGCGAUACAAACGUCGCGAGCUGGUCAAUUAUUUCACGGAUGUGAUAAACAGUUGUGCGGAAGCGGAGAACCUCGACAAACAGGACGUGUGCGAGAGGAUCGUUCUUUCGGCCCUGCGUUAUCACAAUAUCACCAUGAUGGAGAACGGCUCGGUCUGCCUGCUCGGCAAGUUCCACAACGUCCUGUACGUGGCGGCGAAGCUCUGCUACGACUGGAGCGUCAGCAACAACGCGAUCGUCUGCCGGCUGCUCAACGACAUAUUCUACUGCGAGAAGACGUUCGAGCGACUGCUCGUCGGGGCGAUUUUCGGUACGCGCGUCACGCACUUUCUGUCCGGCUGGAAGUGCGACUUCGACGACCGCGAGGAGAACAUCCGGGCUCUGGUGUACUUCUUGGAUCACGCGACCAGCGGCCGGCUGGAGUACCGUUGCGAGUCCUCGCCGAUAAAGAGACGUUUCAUCGACGUGUCCAUGGAGUCGUACGGACAGGUUCUGCCACUGAGGGUCGCGAUCCAACACGGCGCGCCGGACAUCCUGCUGAUCAUGUUGCGCCACGGCGCAUCGGUCGAGUCCGACGAGCUGGCCCCGUCGCCGAUGGAGAUGAUCCUAACGAAGCUCGCGGAGUUCGAGGCGCAUCCCGACCGGGAGGAAGCCGUUUAUCCGGAGCACCUGCUCGCGUGCCUGAAGCUGCUACUGCGAACCGUCACCGUCGCCUGCGUCAGAACGCCCGAUCACAUCGCCGCUCGCAGCGGUAUCCUCAGCGUGCCCUUGUACGAGCGAUAUCCCAGUCUGGCCAGUCAAAAUCUGAUACCUCCGGAGCGCAGCGGGAUCCGCCCGGCGGAGCUCAGGCACCUGUGCCGCUGCCGAAUCCGCGAGACCCUCCGCAGCAAUUGGGCGCUGCCUCGUGGCAUCAAGAAACUGCAGAUUCCGGGGUCUCUGAGAGAUUACCUGGAUCUGCUGCAGGACUGAUAGGAGAAUCUCGUUCGCGUUCGUCGAAUCGUCCGGUGUCGGCAAUGAAUCGCGGAAAUAUUUCACCACGCGUUCGCGCGCGUGCGUAGGUCUUAGAGUUUCACUGCGAUUCGAUAAAAUAUGCUCUAUGUCGAUUCGGCCGCAGAAUCCAGCGAAUGCGCGCAUCCAAGUCUUUCAACCGUGCAAGUUCGAAUCUUGGAUUAGAGUUGGGCGAAAUAUAUGGAGAGAGUGAAGCGAAACUAUGACCAAGACUUUGAUAGAUGUGAAUCCUAUAUCUAAAUGCGUGUCAUCUUUCACACAGAAUUUUUGAUAUACGAGAGCGAAAUCGCGCGAGACGUUCAAGUAGGUCUGCCGAGGUUCAGAAGGUCGGGCGAUAGCGUCGUAUAAUGGCGCCACGUUAGUGAAUCUUGGGAAUUGGAGAAAUAUUUUGCGAGGAAUACACUCGUGACGCGGGUAUCGGAAACAUUUAAGAAUAACGGAAAGUAUGCCGUGAGAGACAAUGUAAUAUGUACACGUUCGUGAAAACGAAGUAGCGAUCCGUUAGCAACUUUCUUCAGUCUGAGAAGAACCGGGCGAGAGAGAGAGUGUGUGCGGCAAAAAUGAUUACAAAUAAAAAUGAGAACCCGAAUUUUAAAUAUGCUCCAUCGUGCAUAAUA
Vollenhovia emeryi is the source of this 2008-nucleotide messenger RNA. RefSeq lists its product as uncharacterized. Gene Ontology annotation, biological process: intracellular signal transduction. NCBI's taxonomy places the organism in Eukaryota, Metazoa, Arthropoda, Insecta, Hymenoptera, Formicidae. The coding region runs from base 318 to 1352 and encodes 344 amino acids. The record is from RefSeq and is a predicted model, not a curated record. The transcript has 2 exons.